AUGGUCAGCGGCAGAAAACACGAGGAACGCGAACACCGUGAGGUCCUCAACUGGGUUACCCCAGUUGACUACGGACCUCAGUACAGCGACAUCCUUACGGAGAGGCAUUGUGAUAUAGGGCAAUGGCUCCUAGACUCGCCAGAGUACCAGGCCUGGUUAGAGGGCAAAAAGCGGACCUUAUUCUGCCAUGGGAUUCACGGAGCUGGGAUGACUGUUCUCUCCGCAAUUGUGAUUCGCGAUGUCUAUAGCAGGUUUCAAAAUGUUUCUAACAUCGGCAUCGCGUACAUAUUUUGCAAUGUUCAACGGCAUGGUGAACAGACGUUAGAGCACUUGCUUAUGAGUCUCCUAAAGCAGUUCGUCCAGCGACAGGAUUAUAUUCCCGGAAAUGUAAAGGCUUUUAUGCAAGCACAAGAAUAA
This is a messenger RNA of Aspergillus tanneri, 417 nucleotides long. RefSeq lists its product as uncharacterized. The record is from RefSeq and is a predicted model, not a curated record. NCBI's taxonomy places the organism in Eukaryota, Fungi, Ascomycota, Eurotiomycetes, Eurotiales, Aspergillaceae. The coding region runs from base 1 to 417 and encodes 138 amino acids. The transcript is spliced from 2 exons.